AUGGAUGCAGAGCGGCCAGACCGCCUCUGCAUUGCCUGCGAGCAGCCCCACGAGGCUGUGCUCGACAGUGGCCAGCAUUCUCCGGCCGCCGUCGCCGCUGCUGGCACCUCAGAGCGCCCGCCGCACUACCACGAGGCCUUCGUCACAGCCAUGAGCCUGGCCCUGUGCUUCUCCAUCUUGAGCGCCUGGAUUUUCGACGCAGUUUCGGAGACGCUGCUGGAUGGAAAUUGCUUGCGACUGACGCACAUCGCCGUCAUGCCUGUGGCGGCGGCUUUCAUGGUGUUCUCCUGCCACACCAUCUUCAGCAGCAUUGCCUGUGGCGUCGGACCCGUUGAUCACAUGAAGGUGAUGGUCCGCAAAUUGUAUCGCAGGUUCUUCGGAGGCAAGUGCAACAUCUACGUGAAUGAUGAUGGGCUCAUGACGCUCUGCGAGGAAAAGCGCAGAGAAAGAAUUGAGUAUUACAUGUCUGAGGGCAUUGCCUACUGCAGCCGACCACCCAGUUGCAACAAAGGAGGUUAUGUGCGUCGCGGGAGGUUCAAGAAAGCCAGCAACUUGAAUUUCGCCCUCAACAUCAGCCUGCAGGUUGAGGCCAUGAUGAAUCGCCACACCCUGGGUUACGCAGAGGCGUUGCAAAUGCUUGUGGAAGAGGGAGGGGGCAGCUUCCUGGCAGCGGGGGAUGUUCGAAUUGGGGACUUUAUUCUGUUGGUGGACAGCGACACUCGCGUGCCCUCCAACUGUAUUGCGCCCACUGUGACUGAGCUUGCCCAGGCCCGGCGCGUGGCGUACACACAGCAUUUGACGACCCCACUGCGGGUGGGGAAGAACUACUGGGAGGACGCGAUUUCUCAUUUCACGUCCACUAUAUAUAAUGUAGCUAUUCGGAUCGCCACCAGCGGAGGGGACAUGGCGCCGCUGGUCGGCCACAACGUCUUCUUGAGUUGGAGCGCCAUGAAGGAGUGCGCUUACAUUGAUGAGGCGGACUUCCAGCAGAAAUUUUGGUCAGAGAACCACGUGUCGGAAGACUUCGACAUGGCCCUUCGAUUCCAGGUGAAAGGGUUCCACGGCCGAUACGUCACGUACACCGGUCCCGGCUUCCAAGAGGGCGUCUCUCUCACAGUGCACGACGAGAUUGUGCGAUUCAAAAAAUACUCUUUUGGUGCGUCGGAGCUGCUCUUCAACCCUUUCUCCCAGUGGCGCAAGGGCCCUUUCUCAAGCCAGUACUUGCGCUACCUGGCCUCAGACACCCCCUGGUGGUCCAAAGUCACCGUAUCUGCCUAUUUGAGCAGCUACCUCGCGAUAUCCGCAUCCUGGUGGCUGUCCCUCGUGCAUUACUUCAUGUACGCUUGGUCGGACUACUGGAGGGAGGAGGUCGUUACCAGUCUGGACAUAUCUGUCACCGUCCUCGUCAUAUUCAGCGGUGUCGCCCUUUUCGGUGUAGCGCUGGUCAGGUAUCGCCUCGGUACAACGUCACUGGUGGCCGCCGUCUGGGAGGAGCUUCGCCACGUGCCCAUCAUGGUGCUCUUCUUCAACGGCAUUUCGAUGCACCUUUUCUCGUCAAUCUUGUCCCACCUGCUGGACAUCGACGUUGAGUUCGGCGCCACGCAGAAAGAAAUAAAACAGACGAAUUUCUUCCAAGAGAUGGGCCACACGCUGUACACAUACAAAUGGCAGUACGCGCUCAACGGCCUGUUUCUGUGCAUCGUGAUUGGCCUCUACAUAGCGCCCAGCCCUUGGGCCAUCAGGGCGCCUCACUCCAUAAUACCGAUAGGCACCAGCAUCUUCGGGCACAUGAUGGCCCCGAUCCUCCUAAACCCUGUCCUCAUGAGGCUGAAGUUCUAG
Messenger RNA from Ostreobium quekettii, 1839 nucleotides. The record is from the annotation of a GenBank genome assembly. NCBI's taxonomy places the organism in Eukaryota, Viridiplantae, Chlorophyta, Ulvophyceae, Bryopsidales, Ostreobiaceae.